Chenopodium quinoa (quinoa) is the source of this 4057-nucleotide messenger RNA. Its product is annotated as phosphoglucan, water dikinase, chloroplastic-like. The coding region runs from base 209 to 3832 and encodes 1207 amino acids. Gene Ontology annotation, biological process: phosphorylation. The record is from RefSeq and is a predicted model, not a curated record. Lineage: Eukaryota; Viridiplantae; Streptophyta; Magnoliopsida; Caryophyllales; Amaranthaceae. The transcript is spliced from 19 exons. Gene Ontology annotation, molecular function: kinase activity; starch binding; ATP binding.
GAAACCGGGGAUAAAUCAUACAAGUAUUAUAUGAUCUUGAGAUUUGCUCUUCUCCGUCUUCCUUACGUCGUCUUCUUCUUCAUCUUCAUCAUCAUUUUGUUGAUAAUAAUAAUAAUUCAAUGAUUUAAACUUUUCAUUUCUUCUUCUCACUCACUCACUCUCUCACUCACUCGGUCACUCACUCACUCACUCGGUCAGUGACUCAGCAAUGGAGGUUGUAGGAGUGACAAAAUGUCUUCGUCAUAGUAAUUGUUUCCAAAUUAAUCAGCAAAUUCAACGCCAAUUUGCUACUUUUAAUAACCCUAAUUUCAGGUUUUUGAGGCCAUUACACUUCAAGUUUCCUUCUUCAUCAAUUUCUCGUUCUCGAAUUUGUUGCGGAGUUUCCUCUGUUCAAACUCGAGAGGAGGAAGAGAUGGAAAGCAAAACAAAGUCUAGACAUGGAAAGGUACUGUUAAGGAUCCUGCUUGAGCAUCAAGUGCAGUUUGGAGAGAGUGUUGUGAUGUUGGGGUCAGCAAAAGAACUGGGAUCAUGGAAGAAACCAGUUACAAUGGGUUGGACGGAGAAUGGAUGGGUUUCAGAUUUUGAAAUGAGAGGAGGGGACUCUGUGGAGUUCAAAUUUGUUAUAAUGGGCAAGGAUAAAAGUUUAACCUGGGAGUCUGGAGAAAAUCGUAUACUUCAGAUUCCCGAGAAAGGGAAUUUCACAUUAAUUUGUCACUGGAACAUGACAUCAGAGAUGCUGGAGCUCUUAACUGCUGAAUCUGGGGACAGCCAAGACGUGAUUGAGGAUUUAGUUGAUAAUGGAUCUGUUGUUAGUGAUGUUGCUGCUACAGAUUCAGAAGUUCAGACAAGUCCUUUUGUAGAUCAGUGGCAAGGGAAGGCUGCCACGUUCAUGCGGUCCAAUGAGCAUCACAAUAAUGAGAAAGAUCGGAAGUGGGACACUUCUGGUCUUGAAGGUUUAGCUCUAAAAUUGGUUCAAGAUGACCAGAAUGCGAGAAAUUGGUGGCGGAAGCUUGAAGUAGUUCGUGAGCUUAUAGCUGAAAAUUUGGAUAACAAUGAUCGCUUGGAGGCUCUUACUCUUUCUGCUAUCUAUCUUAAGUGGAUAAACAUUGGACAAAUCCCUUGCUUUGAAGAUGGAGGUCAUCAUCGACCAAAUAGGCAUGCCGAGAUUUCAAGGCUCAUUUUUCGUGAGCUGGAAAGAAUUUACUGCAUGAAAGAUACCACCCCUGAGGAGAUGCUUGUUAUUCGCAAGAUUCACCCCUCCUUGCCAUCUUUUAAAGCUGAAUUCACUGCAUCUGUUCCUCUGACUCGAAUUAGAGAUAUUGCUCAUCGUAAUGAUAUCCCUCAUGAUCUUAAGCAAGAAAUCAAGCAUACUAUACAAAACAAGCUCCACAGAUGUGCUGGCCCUGAGGAUUUGGUGGCUACAGAAGCUAUGAUGGCAAGAAUUACCAAAAACCCUGGGGAGUAUAAUGAUGCAUUUGUGGAGCAAUUUAAAAUUUUUCUACAUGAAUUGAAGGAUUUUUUCAAUGCUGGAAGCCUUGUUGAACAGCUGGAAUCAAUCAAGGAUUCCUUGGAUGAAAAAGGAUUGUCUGCUCUUACUGUAUUUUUGCAGCAGAAGAAGAGCUUGGAUGAUUUAAACGGGUCAAAUGAAGCUGUAGAUAAACUAUUGAAGCCAAUGCAGUCUCUAAAUUCACUAAGGGAAGUACUGAUGAAGGGUCUUCAAAGCGGCCUACGGAAUGAUGCAUCUGAUGCAGCUAUUGCAAUGCGUCAAAAGUGGCGUCUUUGCGAGAUUGGUCUUGAGGAUUAUUCUUUUGUUCUUCUAAGCAGAUUUCUCAAUGCACUAGAUUCUUUGGGAGGUGCAAAAUGGCUUGCUGAAAGUGUGGAGUCAAAAAAUGUUACUUCAUGGAAUGAACCACUUGACGCCCUUGCUAUUGGAAUUCGUCAGCUGGGACUAUCAGGCUGGAAGUCAGAGGAAUGUAUUGCAAUUGGGAACGAACUCUUUGUUUGGAAGGAUAAAGGUCUUCCUGAAAGUGAAGGAAAGGAAGAAAAUAAGAGAAUUUGGGCUCUAAGGCUUAAAGCUACUCUUGAUAGAUCACGAAGGCUGACUGAAGAAUACUCCGAUUCUCUACUUGAGAUAUUCCCGCAAAAAGUUCAGAUGCUAGGAAAAGCUCUAGGAAUUGCUGAGAAUAGUGUUAGGACUUACACAGAGGCUGAGAUUCGUGCAGGUGUGAUUUUUCAGGUCUCUAAAAUCUGUACCAUUCUUCUGAAAGGUGUCAGACUUUUGCUAGCAUCACAAGGUUGGGAUGUUAUUGUUCCAGGAACUGCUUAUGGAACAAUUGUUCAGGUUGAUAGUAUUACGCCUGGGUCACUACCUUCAUCUGUAACAGGGCCUGUUAUUCUUGUUGUUCGCAAAGCUGAUGGAGAUGAAGAGGUGACAGCUGCAGGGACUAAUAUAGCUGGUGUCAUACUCCUGCAAGAGCUUCCCCAUUUAUCCCAUCUUGGUGUCCGAGCACGACAAGAAAAGGUUGCCUUUGUCACCUGCGAAGAUGAUGAUUCAGCUUCGUAUUUCAAGAAGCUUAGUGGACAAUAUGUCAGGCUGGAAGCAUCCUCAGGAGGGGUUGAUAUACAACCAUGUUCUCCUGGUGAAACAAAUAAUGAUCCUAUCAUAGACAUUCCUCCAAGUCAUGAUCCAUCUACAGCAGGGCUUGUUGAGUCUGAUGAUUCUUCCUCCUCUCUGAGCAUAGAUCCACAGCUAAGCGAGGUGAUUCCAGACGCCAUUCUGCUUUUUGUUGACAAGUGCAAAAAAUUUUUGGUUCAGGUAAUUCCCUCCGAAGUUGUUACUCUGCUUGCUGACGCAGAGCCACGUACUUGUGGGGCAAAAGCUGCUGCCUGUGGACGCUUGUCUUCUCUGUCGGAAGCCUCUAUUAAAGUUUACAAUGAGCUUGGAGUUCCAGCCUCAUUUAAGGUCCCUACAGGAGCAGUUAUCCCAUUUGGUUCUAUGGAAUUGGCAUUAGAGGCUAACCAGUCUUUGGAAGCAUUCAGGUCCUACAUAGAACAGAUAGAAACUGCAGAGGUUGCAGAUGGAGCCCUUGACAAUCUGUGUUCUAAACUUCAAGAACUGAUAUGUUCCAUACAGCCCUCUAAGGACGUCAUUCAAAAUAUAGCAGAAAUCUUUCCGAGCACUGCUUGUUUAAUUGUGCGGUCAAGUGCUAAUGUAGAAGACUUGGCAGGAAUGUCAGCGGCUGGGCUCUAUGAAUCUAUUCCAAAUGUCAGUCCAUCAAACCCUACUGUCUUUGGCAGUGCUGUCAGUAGGGUUUGGGCUUCACUAUACACUCGUCGAGCUGUUCUUAGUCGGAGGGCUGCACGGGUACCCCAAAAGAAGGCCCAAAUGGCAGUUUUGGUGCAAGAAAUGCUUUCUCCAGAUUUGUCAUUUGUACUUCACACCCUUUCUCCAACAGACAACGACAGAAAUGUUGUCGAGGCUGAGAUUGCUCCUGGUCUUGGUGAAACAUUGGCAUCAGGCACCAGAGGUACACCAUGGCGUCUAUCUUCUGGAAAAUUUGACGGGUCUGUGAAGACAUUGGCUUUUGCAAACUUCAGUGAAGAGAUGCUAGUGGGCAGAGCAGGACCUGCUGACGGCGAAGUUAUUCGUUUGACUGUAGAUUACAGCAAGAAACCACUGACUGUUGAUACUGUUUUCAGAAAGCAGCUUGGUCAGCGACUCUGUGCUGUUGGGUUUUUCCUGGAGAGGAAAUUCGGGUGCCCUCAGGAUGUCGAAGGAUGCUUGGUUGGCAAUGAUGUUUACAUCGUUCAAACACGCCCUCAACCUCUCUAAGCUGUUCAUAUCUACUCAUGGUAUUGGAUUAAUUAUUAUUAUCAUAUUGUUACUUAUUUUACAUAUAUUAGCAUGGGUACAUCUUCAUAAAGCCCCUUCCACUCAGCUAGUGAAUCUUUAAACUUCAGAAACUCAAAUAACAGAAUAGAAGUUUUGUGUGAUAAUAAAAGUGUAUUCUAUUCCUUAUUCUCUAACUUUCGGAGUAAACUGCUCUUUUCUUGUUUU